CUUUAUCAUCAUUAUUAUUAUCAGCUGCAAAGGACGCCCGGGCUCUGCUUUUGUGGAUAAAUUGUCACAUUUUUUUGUUUUUUUUUUGCUGUUUUCUGGGAAACCACGUGUAUUUAUUGUUUGACUAGGAGACAGACACCUGCAGCAUGCUUGUACUUGUAAAUGUCAUGAACUCAGACAUGUAUAGAGUUUUAAUAUAGCAGAUUGCUUUAUUAUUAUUGAUAUUUUUGUGCAUCCGCCUGUUUUGGGAAAUAUUGUGGAUUUAUUUGUUUGGAUUUUUCUUUUUUUGGGUGCCUUUUUUUUUAUCCUAAAAAAAAAAAAACAUAAAAUAAUGAAGCACUUGCAAUUCGUGCUGGUGCUGGCCAUCGCUGUCAACGUUUGGGAGUGCGGCGACGCCAAAUUCGGACCCGAGCGCGGUGGCGAAGUGAGCGCCAGGCGGCGACGCUGCUACGACGGCAGCCUGCCCAAGCGCCUCAAGAAGCGGGAGAGGAAAGUGCUCCUGGACGGCGGCGGAGGCGGCGGCGGCGGCGGCGGCUCCACGACCGUCACCAGCGGCGGCGGAGGCGGAGGCGAAGUGUGUCACCGGCUCUACCCGCGAGUAUCCUGCUGUCCCAGCAGGCGAGCGGCGUACCAGAUCGCGCACCGCAGGGAUGCCCGGAUCUUCACCACCAACAACACGGAAUGCGGCCGUCUGCUGGAGGAAAUCAAGUGUGCGCGCUGUUCCCCCAACGCGCAGGUGUUGUUCCAUCCGUCGGACCCCGGCAGGAUGCCACACAGGGAGCCCGACCUGCCUCAGCUCUGCCAGGACUUCUGCCGCGAGUUCUACUACACCUGCCGGGGACACGUACCUGAAUUGUUCCAGGCUGACGUGGACGAGUUCUGUCAAUACUACGGCAGACGAGAUGCUGGCCUGUGCUUUCCAGAUUUUCAACGAAAGCAAGCACAGGGCCAAGAUUCCAACUACUUGGGAGACGAGAAAAUGGAAGAUGUCAGCAGGAAACACAAACACAACUGCUACUGUGCCCAGGAGGUGUUGAGUGGUCUGCGGCAGCCGGUGGCCGUGGUGCACUGCGGCGAUGGAUCCCAACGCCUUUUUGUACUGGAGCGGGAGGGGUUUGUCCGGAUACUCACGCACGACUUGCAGCUGCUCAAGGAGCCCUUUCUGGACAUCCACAAGAUGGUGCAGAGCGGCCUGAAGGGCGGAGAUGAAAGGGGCCUGCUAAGCCUGGCAUUCCAUCCCAAUUAUAAAAAGAAUGGCAAGCUCUACGUGUCCUACACCACAAACCAGGAGCGCUGGGCCAUCGGCCCGCACGACCACAUUCUCCGCGUAGUGGAGUACACCGUGUCCAGAAAGAACCCAAACCAGGUGGACACCCGAACCAUUCGGGUACUGAUGGAAGUGGCUGAACUGCACCGGAAGCAUCUGGGCGGGCAGCUCCUUUUCAGCCCCGAGGGUCUGCUGUACAUCGUCUUGGGGGACGGGAUGAUCACCCUGGAUGACAUGGAGGAGAUGGAUGGACUCAGUGAUUUCACAGGGUCCAUGCUCAGGGUAGACGUAGACACGGACAGCUGCGCAUCCCCCUAUUCCAUACCGCGAGACAACCCGUACUUCAACAGCACCAACCAGCCCCCGGAAAUUUUUGCACAAGGCUUACAUGACCCAGGCAGGUGCAGUGUGGAUCGGCUCCAAACCGAAAAUGGGAGCCUCCUCAUGCUCUGCACGGAUGCUCAUGGCAAAAACUCCACCGCGGGAAGAAUAUUGGAGAUAUCCAUGGGGAAAGACUAUGAAAACGAACCUUCUGUCUACGACCUGCAGUCCAUUCGAGGAGCACCACCAGUGGGAGGCUUCAUCUACAGGGGUUGCCAGUCUCGAAGAUUGUAUGGCAGUUACGUGUUUGGAGAUAGGCUUGGUAACCUGCGGAUUCUCCAGAAGUCAUUGAUAACGCUGUCACCAGCAAGCGAGCAGUGGCAGGAGAAACCACUUUGUCUGGGCUCAGACGGAUCUUGUGGCUCCUUGCUAGUUGGAAACAUCCUGGGAUUUGGAGAAGAUGAACUGGGUGAAGCCUACAUACUGGCGAGCAGUAAAAGCAUGGCGCAGUCGCACAGCGGGAAACUCUACAAGUUGGUGGACCCCAAAAGGCCCCUGGUCCCCAAGGAGUGCCAGCGUCAGGUGGAGCCUCCCGAGCUGUUGAUGACAGCUUGUUCCAGACACUGCAAGAACGGACACUGCACGCCCACUGGCAAGUGCUGCUGCAGCCCCGGCUGGGAGGGGCCCUUGUGCCGCAUUGCCAAAUGCGAUCCAGGCUGCCGCAACGGAGGUGUGUGCAUGGAACCCAACAAGUGCCUGUGCAAGAGCGGCUACUCGGGCGGCCAGUGCGAGCAGAGCGAGCAAGGCAUGCCUAAUGACCAGGAGAAGGACGGCCUCCUGGACCACAUCAUCGACAUGACCUCGUACCUCCUCGACCUGACCAGCUACAUCGUAUAGAGAGAAUGUGAGGAGGCUUCGUCCUCUUCAAACCCUUCAACCCACCGACACAAAUCUACCUAGCGCCACCGGCUGACUCUAGCGAGGUAGCCUGAAUAUUUUGGGGGGCCCACGCUGAUAUACACACACACACACACACAAAAAAAAAAAAAAAAAAAAAGGAUCUCCGUCACAGCUGCCUUUUGUCGACACCACCGGACGUUACGGUUCCGAACCGGAUGAUAAGCUACUUGCUCCCCCCGAGCGCCCGGCCUGGCAUCCAAGUCACAGAAAAUGCCCCGCCAAGACAUUUCUGCUCCUCUCCAGGACAAAUAUUAAAAAAAAAAAAAAAAAAAAACCACCGCAACGGAGCGACCGAUUAUUUGGGCAAUUGUCCGUGAUGACUUUAGGACUUGUACGCAACCACAACCGUUGGACACUUUCAACGCAGGAAAAAGAGACGCCGGAUUGCAAACCUGCCCCCCCUCCAAACACCUUUUGCGUAGGUUCCAAUCUAACACACCUCCUCGCACUCGCCUCUUUGCAAAAGGGCAGCAUCAGCGUUGUAAUGGAGCAGGAUACUGCUGCAACCGUACUGUACGUCUUUCACACAGAGAGGUCAUGAGAUGACAUCGGUGGCUGGCGUGACGUGAGAAAAACUUGUCGCGCCGUGACGUUUGCUUUCGAUGCAUCAGGGCAGGAGUAGCGAGUUCCCCUUCAAAAACGUGCAGGACGACGUCCCGCCUCUCUUAUUGAAUGUUUUUUUCCGCCCUCGCCUUUAACACAGAAUCCAGUAACACGGCACUCCAACAACCAGAUUAAAUCACGUCACCAUCUGGUAUUGCCUUUAAAAAAAGAAGAAGAAGAGUAGAGUACCGUUUUAUUUACUUUGGUACGUGUAGUGAGUUUCAGUUCCGGCGGCAUCCCACCCUCUGUUACGGGUCUCCAUUCCGCUGUUUUCCCCUGUCCGUGUUCUGUAAAAUCGGCACCUUCGUGAUGAUUUUCCACAAAAACCUUUGAUUUCACACAUUCACACAGCAUCCCGCAGUCAGAUAACGUGGCGAUAUCCGUCUGAUGUGAGAAUUGCUGUCAAUGAAAUAAGGCUGGAAAAGGGUUAAAACUUCACAGCCCAACAUUUACAGAGAACCCAGCGAAGGCCCCCAAAUCAGUGAAAGGGCAUCCCGGAAAAAAAUGAAAAUUAGAUGGCAUCAGCGUCUGGUGUUACAGUGAAGAAAUGAAGUAUUUGAACACUCGGCUAUAUUGCAAGUUCUCCCACUUCGAAAUCAUGCAGGGGGCUGAAAUUUUCAUCCUAGGUGCAUGUCCGUUGUGAGAGAGAGAUUCUAAAAAAAAAAAAUAACUAAAAUACAGAAAUCACAAUGUAUGAUUUAUUUGUGUGAUACAGCUGCAAAUAAGUAUUUGAACACCUGUGAAAACCAAUGUUAAUAUUUGGUACAGUAGCCUUUGCUAAUACACUAAGACGUCAUGGUUUGAAAUCAUGCAUGGCACGGAAGGUUCCCCAGCUUAAACCAGCACAUGUCAAGGCCCGUCUUAGGUUUGCCAAUGACCAUUUGGAUGACACAGAGGAGUCAUGGGAGAAAGUCUUGUGGUCAGAUGAGACCAAAAUGAAACUUUUUGGUCAUAAUUCCACUAACCGAAUGAAUGAUGAGUUCCAUCCCAAGAACACCGUCCCUACUGUGAAGCACGGGGGUGGUAGCAUCGUGCUUUGGGGGCGUUUUUCUGCACAUGGGACAGGACGGCUGCACUGUAUUAAGGAGAGGAUGACUGCAGCCAUGUAUUUGUGAGAUUUUGGGGUACAACCUCUUUCGCUGAAGAUGGGUCGUUGCUGGGUCUUUCAACAUGACAACGGCCCGAAGCACACGGCCAGGAAAACCAAGGAGUGGCUCCGUAAGAAGCGUAUCAAGGUUCUGGCGUGGCCUAGCCAGUCUCCAGACCUAAACCCAAUAUAAAAUCUUUGGAGGGAGCUCAAACUCCGUGUUUCUCAGUGACAGCCCAGAAACCGGUCUGAUCUAGAGAAGAUCUGUGUGGAGGAGUGGGCCAAAAUCCCUCCUGCAGUGUGUGCAAACCUGGUGAACAACUACAGGAAACCUUUGACCUCUGUAAUUGCAAACAAAGGCUACUGUACCAAAUAUUAACAUUGGUUUUCUCAGGUGUUCAAAUACUUAUUUUCAGCUGUAUCACACAAAUAAAUCAUACAUUGUGAUUUCUGUAUUUUAUUUAAUUUUUUUUAGAAUCUCUCUCUCACAACGGACAUGCACCUAGGAUGAAAAUUUCAGCCCCCUGCAUGAUUUCUAAGUGGGAGAACUUGCAAUAUAGCAGAGUGUUCAAAUACUUCAUUUCUUCACUGUACAAUCGCUUUUGAUACACCAAGGCUGAAGACGUGCAUGUCAGGUGUUAAAACUUCACAAGCCUGCCCUUGCUUGCAAUUGUGGGCUCCGACCUUACACGCAGAUGGCGCCACGCCUCCGUUACGGCUUAGAGUCUGCCUCCGAAGGUUCAGAAUCGCCGGGUCGACUCCAGACAGCAACGAUUGCUUUCGGCGCGACGCGGUUUAAAAAUGUGUAAAAUACGUAUCCCGGCAUUGCAGAUUAUAAACUACCUCCAAAGGCGGAAAAAUGCCAGGUUGGCUCCAUCCCCCGCACACCUUCCAUUUCGUGUCGGUGCCUUUAUCGCAAAACAUCGACACUGUAAAAAAACAAAAAGAAGAAAAGAAAAGAGUGAAAAUGCCGUCUUUUCCCGGGUUUUAAAAAAAAAAAAGGCUCCCGUGGAAAUUCCAACCGCCAAGGGAAAAAGAAGAAGCGAUCGCAAAUGGUGAUGUAUAUUCCUCUAUAGCUUAGCUUUCCAAAAAAUAAAAAAAAAUGACAAAAAAACACAAAUCACGGAGAGAGAAAAAAAAAGCAUAGCAUAAUUAUGAUAGAGGGGAUUUAUUUUUCUAAGUGUAAUAAUAUAUGGGAGAGAGUGGUGUUUAUAAAAAAAAAUACAUUUUACACUAAGCUUUGUGUCCCUUUAGUGUACUCGCAGCUUGCUUUUGAAAUGCCCGUCCGCUAAUAAUCUGCUACACGACACAUCCACGAUGUUCGCGUUUGUUUGUCUUCAAGCGCCGACGAUGUGUUGUUGUUGUUGUUUUUUUUUUUUUUUUUGUUUUUUUUUGUUUUUGUUUCAAGCUGUGUUUGUUCACCUCACUGGGGUGUUGUUGACAUCAAUCCAAAAGUCUACCUGGUCAAAAACGAGUCCGCAGUGGAAUUUCAAUGCUGUAAA
Messenger RNA from Syngnathoides biaculeatus (alligator pipefish), 5740 nucleotides. It is a transcript of the gene hhip, whose product is annotated as hedgehog interacting protein. The transcript is spliced from 13 exons. The record is from RefSeq and is a predicted model, not a curated record. The coding region runs from base 332 to 2485 and encodes 717 amino acids. NCBI's taxonomy places the organism in Eukaryota, Metazoa, Chordata, Actinopteri, Syngnathiformes, Syngnathidae.